Messenger RNA from Chelonia mydas (Green sea turtle), 3444 nucleotides. It is a transcript of the gene TNFRSF1A, whose product is annotated as TNF receptor superfamily member 1A. Gene Ontology annotation, biological process: inflammatory response; tumor necrosis factor-mediated signaling pathway; prostaglandin metabolic process. Lineage: Eukaryota; Metazoa; Chordata; Testudines; Cheloniidae. The record is from RefSeq and is a predicted model, not a curated record. The transcript has 9 exons. Gene Ontology annotation, cellular component: membrane raft; mitochondrion; signaling receptor complex. Gene Ontology annotation, molecular function: tumor necrosis factor receptor activity; tumor necrosis factor binding. Bases 805 to 2376 code for a protein of 523 amino acids.
GGAUUCUUUCUUCCUAAGUGUAGAACUCUUGCUUUAUAUUUUUGAAGGUUUUCUCUGUAACCAUAAGAACUAGAAGACUUCUUGUUUUUAAAUUGAGAUUAUGGAGAACAAGAUAGGACCCUAAAACCCCUCACCAAAGUGCUGGGUCACUGAUACGACCAGUGCUAUUCAAACCCCUGCCCCCUUGCCAGAUUCCAAAGUCCUGCUGCAAAUAAUGGAGGUGUUAGAGCUGUUCAAAAAAAGUUGCAAGAAUCUUUUAUGGAAAGUGCAAAAUAAUCUAAAUAAUCUCUCCAUUAUAAUAACGUGUAUCUAAAUAUAUAUGUAGAUAAUAUAAAGAGCACCAAUUACUGGCAUAUAUAUAUAUAUAUGUAGCAUUGUUCAUAGUAGGUUUAAUAGAGUUUUACACUGCAAAUGUCUUCCUGAAGGCUGCUCUUAACGAACAGAGGGGUUAGCUGAGUGUCAUGUCUAGAGAGGUAAUAUCUUUUAUUGGACCAACUUCUGUUGGUGAGAGAGACAAGCUCUCAAGCUUUCUCACAGUUUUGUGGAGGGUUUAUUAGGAGGUUGGGGAUUGAUAUCUGGGUUUCUCUCUGACCCAUGAGGUGGAAGGGGUGCAUCUUGUCUUGUCCCAGGAGGAGGAAGAGUAGUAGUGAAGAUGGAUUUCUGCUCCCUUGAGGGAAGGAUUGGCGUUAAUGAGAACAACUGAGUUUUUUUUCCCAUGGGGAGGGGAGAGGAGAGUGAAUGGGGUAAGGGCUGAAUCUCUUGGUCUCUGUGCUGUGGGUAGUGGAGGGUUAACUUUACAGUUCCAUGUCGCCUCCCUCGUCUGCCCCCCCCUUUUCCUGUUGCUUUCUCACCCUUUGCUGGCAGGAAGUUGCAGAACUUAUUAGUUUCAGUUUGUGUUCGGUCUCUUGGUGCUCGAUCUGGAUUGACCUUGGGGGGCUUCUCUGGAGGCGGGGGUCCUAUCAUGGGGACGUAGGAGACCACAGAACCAUGGCCCAUCCGGAGCCUUCCCCUGCCUUGGUGGCUACGCUCAUUCUAACUCUGGCCUGGGUGUGGGCUGAGGAAUGCUUGGGAGUAGCCCCAAACCCAGAUACCCUACAAAUCCAUGGCAUAUCCCUGGGGAGAAAGAAGAGGGAGCUAAAGUGUCAGGUGGGAGAGUACCUACACUCCAACAGGACCCACUGCUGCAUGAGAUGCCACGCAGGGACCUACUUGGCAGAAGACUGUCAGUCAAACAGUCUUGCGACCCGCUGCACGCAAUGUCCUAAGGGCACGUUCACGGCUACGGAUAACAUUUUGAGGAAAUGCAUUAGUUGCCGGCGGUGCCGUUCAGAAUUCCAGCAGAUAACACUGUCUGAGUGUAGUGAAAAGAAGGAUACUGUCUGUGGCUGUCUGCCCAACCAAUUUCAGAAAACAGACAGUAUUUUAUUCAAAUGUCUGAACUGCAGCCUAUGCCACAACGGGACCAUCCGGCAAAAAUGUACAAAGAACAGUGACACGAUCUGUGUCUGUCAUGCUGGAUACUUCCUGCACAAAAAUAGCUGCAACCCUUGCAACAGCUGUAAUGAAGAAGAAUGUAAGAAGGUCUGUGACGCAGUGCCAAGGCCAUCAACUUCCCCCUCGGUGCAGGGUAACUACUGGGGUACAGUAUUGGCAUUCCUCCAACAUUUGCUUCUGCUUUCAAUCCCAUCCCCAUCUUCACAUGUUCCCUUUCCAGUCUUGCGCCUGUCCUUACUCCCACCCUCUCCCCUUCCUUCUGUUACUCACUCAACGUUUCUCCCUCAUCUAGGUCAUACCAUCUUACUCGUUGGCCUCGUCGUCGUGCUUGCAGCUAGCCUUGGACUGCUCUUUGCAGUUAAAUUGAUCAAGCAAUACCGUCAAAAAUUGACAACCGCUAUUUUUUACUCCUGUGUUUCUACGCAGCAGCCAAAGAGGGAGCCGGUAUCUGAAGUAAGCAAGGUUGUGAUGAACGAGAGGAAAGCUUCCACCUUUGCUCCGGUACCACCCCAGAUAGAAAAAAUGUGGACAGCCAAUGCUGUGCCAAGGUCAAUGGUUGCACAAGAGCUACCAGACUGUGUCAGACCUGCUGGAAAGACUCAACUCCCAGACAACCCUGUUGUUCUCUAUACUGUGGCGGACCACGUGCUGCUGUCUCGGUGGAAGGAGUUUGUGCGACGCCUGGGGCUGAGUGACUAUGAGAUUGAGCGAAUCGAGCUGGAGCAGCGGCGCGUGCGGGAUGCCCAGUAUGAGAUGCUGAGACAAUGGAGGCUGCAGAUGGGCCAGGGUGCCACAGUGGAGCGCAUCAGCUAUGUCCUCAACCAGAUGGAGCUGAGUGGUUGCAGCGAGGCUAUCCAGGAGGCAUUGUCCAGGCAGCCCUAACCCCCAUUCUUACCUCCUGCACAGGCAACUCUAACCUCUUCUGCUUUAGUGCUCCCUUCUGUAGCUCUGUCCCUCCUCUUCAGAGAGGAUUCUAGUUCACUCUUUCUUUCUUGUGUGUCUCCACCUCUUUUCCCGACCCCCUCUGGUAUGUUUGUUGGGGUUGGCAGCAGGUGAUGCUGGUGGAAGGUUAAUGAUCACUUUUCAGUGAACCACAAAGUCACUUAUGCCGUCAAACCAAGAGAGAGUCCUACAGCAACUGUCAUGGGGGAGCACCUCCGAAAGGACGAAACAGGCUGAUUCUGUGACUGAAACAUGGAGGCCAACCUACAAUGCAGAACCCAACCUCCCAGCCCUGGAAAGGGAACAUCGACUGGGGCCUAGUCAUGGGUGUUCAGCGGUUGGAUGGUGCCACCACAAGAAAGAGGGAGAAGUUAUCUUCCUGUUCCUCUAUUGCUCAAGGGGAGUAAUGGGGUUUCUCAGGUGCUGAUAGGUCAGGUGGGAUUGGUGCUAUUUCUAUAGCUCUUUUCUGUACCUAAAACACAUGUAAAAGAGCAUUAACAAAGGACAUGUAUAUGUGUCACUGUGCGUGUGUGCAUGAACAAGAGCAAGCGUGCAUGGAUGGGCGCGAGUGUGGCUUUGAAUGUGCUUGCCUGUGUGCAUGCAUGAAUGACUGGUUGAGAAUGGAAAAGUGCAUGCACAUACAGUGGCAUGAGUGCAUCUGCACAUCUCUGCUUACACUCAGGCAAGGCAGGCACGCGUGACUAUGGCCUCAUAUGUGCGUCUGCCUUUGGGUGAUUUGCUUAAUCUGAUUUAACUGAAAAUACGAUGGCAUAUAUUUUGUUAGGAACUUCUGAAUAAUUUCACACUACUUCCCAGUCUCCAUCCCAUGAGUGCUCAGUGUUACAUUCCUCCAAGUGUUAGCCCUUGUGAGGUGUGGUAUAGCUAAGGGCUCAGAUUAUCCUCACACCUUUUGAGCAGGGGUUCUCUGUCUCCUGCACAGGGCCAGGCCAUUUUUUAAAAACUCUUGUAAAUACACUAAACACUCUGAAAUAAAAGCCCAGUUUGUAA